This is a messenger RNA of Plasmopara halstedii, 168 nucleotides long. RefSeq lists its product as uncharacterized. The coding region runs from base 1 to 168 and encodes 55 amino acids. Lineage: Eukaryota; Oomycota; Peronosporomycetes; Peronosporales; Peronosporaceae. The transcript has 2 exons. The record is from RefSeq and is a predicted model, not a curated record.
AUGGCGGUAGCGCUGCGCGCGUGUGAUCCCGAAUCGAAGUCCGUGGGCACCAAUGUGCUGCACAUCUGUACAAGAGUCGAAUCGGAUGUGCUUAAAGUUGCUGGUGGCCAAUCGCUAAAUCCGGAGCUCGCGGACGUAAUCAGCCAACAACUCUUAUCACCGCAAUGA